This is a messenger RNA of Prunus dulcis (almond), 1603 nucleotides long. RefSeq names its product protein QUIRKY-like. The record is from RefSeq and is a predicted model, not a curated record. Bases 28 to 1404 code for a protein of 458 amino acids. The transcript has a single exon. NCBI's taxonomy places the organism in Eukaryota, Viridiplantae, Streptophyta, Magnoliopsida, Rosales, Rosaceae.
GAAAAUCCAGACGGCGACGAGAAGAGGAUGUACAGAGGCAGAAUGCACUUGCGCCUUUGCUUUGACGGCGGAUAUCACGUGAUGGACGAGGCGGCGCACGUGUGCAGCGACUACCGCCCAACUGCGAGGCAGCUCUGGAAGCCACCGCUAGGCACGGUGGAGCUCGGAGUCAUCGGAUGCAAGAACUUGAUACCGGUCAAGACGGUCAACGGUAAAGGAUGCUCGGACGCCUACUGCGUGGCCAAGUAUGGACCAAAAUGGGUACGCACGCGUACCGUAUGUGAUAGUUUGGAGCCCAAGUGGAACGAGCAGUACACGUUUAAAGUCUACGAUCCGUGUACGGUGCUGAGCAUUGGCGUUUUUGACAAUUCCGGAUCGGGUUUCGAAAUCGAGGGCUCGAAAGACGCCACGCGUCCUGACUUCCGUAUCGGGAAGCUAAGGGUGCGUAUAUCUACGUUGGCUACGGGUAAAGUGUAUAAGAAUACGUAUCCGCUGCUGGUUUUAUCACCCACUGGCUUGAAGAAAAUGGGUGAGGUGGAGAUCGCGGUACGCUUCGUUCCCGUGAGCCCGACCUUGGAUUUGGUCCAUGUGUACUCGCAGCCAUCGCUGCCGUUGAUGCAUCACAUAAAGCCGCUGGGGCCGGUCCAACAAGAUGUGUUGAGGAGAGCGGCGGUGAAGAUCGUGGCCGCCCACUUGUCGCGAUCUGAACCGCCGCUGGGGCGGGAUGUCGUGCUUUACAUGCUGGACGCGGAUUCACAAGGUUUUAGUAUGAGGAAAGUGCGCGCCAAUUAUUUCCGCAUCAUCAAUGUCGUUGCGGGGGUGAUGGAUGUCGUUGGGUGGAUAAACGACACGCGUUCGUGGAAGAAUCCAAUGGCCACGAUUCUCGUGCACGCUUUGCUGGCGCUGCUUGUGUGGUACCCGGAUCUGAUAGUCCCCACUUUAGCGUUUUAUGUGUUCGUUAUUGGUGCUUGGAACUAUAGGUUCCGCUCCCGGGCUCCACUUCAGCACUUUGACCCGAAGCUCUCAUUGGCGGAGAACGUUGACCGUGACGAGCUGGACGAGGAGUUUGAUUCGGUGCCGAGCACCAGAUCAUUCGAGGUGGUGCGGGCGAGGUACGAUAAGCUGCGGAUGCUCGGUGCACGUGUGCAGACGGUGUUGGGAGAUUUCGCGACUCAAGGGGAGCGGGUGCAGGCUUUGGUGACGUGGCGGGACCCACGUGCGACGGGGAUUUUUGUGUUGUUGUGCUUCGUUGUGGCAAUGAUACUGUACAUGGUGCCAUCGAAGAUGGUGGCUAUGGCGUUUGGGUUCUAUUAUCUGCGCCAUCCGAUCUUUCGUGAUCGGAUGCCGCCGCCGGCUUUGAACUUCAUCCGAAGGCUGCCUUCGCUGUCUGAUCGACUUUUGUAGGCGCGCAUGGAUGUUGGGCUAGCUAAGGUUGAUAAGGUUUUAAAUUUAUGAAGUUUUCUUUCUUUCUAGUUUUUGUUUGUAAUUUUUGGUGUAAGAAAUUGGAAUUAGGCAAGGAAGAGAAGUAAUUAGAAAUAAGCAUAUUAUAAUGGUUGUUAUGGAAUGCAUUUUAAUACAGGUAGAUUUUUCGAAAUUAUUUUAA